UUUAUAAUAAAUCCUUACCUUAACUUGGAUUUUUCCUCCUUUUUAAGUCUGUACUUUAUUUUUCUCUUCUAAAGUGUCACUAUAAAUUCGUAUCGAGACUCCAGAAGGAAAAACCAAUGACAGAAGAGCAGAAACUCCCGUGAUAGAGCUGAAGUUAAUACUAGGUGGUCCGUGACCCUUUUCUCUUCUCUUCCCUUCUCCGCUUCCCGAACGUCCAUUCUACGAACUCAAACAAGGACCCCCAUUCCUCACGACCAUCCAAAAGGUCAUCUGAGAGCACGUUGUGCGUCACUAGUAGGGGGCUGGUUGGCUAUAUUAUCGCACCUCAUCCCCUUGGGGUAUAGUUCAUCAGUCUCCCAUACCUGGGCCGACGCUGUCAUCUUAUCUCCUUGCCGCGGGCAACGAUUUCAUGGGUGGUAUUCUUUUGGAUUCCUUAAUUCCCACAGUUCUGGUUUAGCGGCCUUAUCCACGCCCCAUCCAACGUUCAUUCGACGUAAUCACAACCAUGGCCGACGGCGCACCCCUCGCCGCCUCUUCUGCGUCGCUCGAUCCAAGUCUAAGCCCUCUUCAUGCGUCUCCCACUCGUUCCUCGACCUACGCUGCCUCCUCUCUGGCCCUAUCUACUCCCGCCAUAACCGCCAGUUUCUUCGUGGCUUCGACCUUCUCCAAUUCUCUUCUUCCACCCCCACCGUUGUCCCCUCCGACGCCUUCAACCAUGGUGGGAUGGAUCGGAUGGGUGUUUUCCUUCUUCUUCCAGAUCAUUCCAAGCUUCCUCUACUGGGUGAUCACUUUUGCAACCAUAACCCUACCCACAUGGCUGUUUACCCUCUUUUCGAUGAGCUUGACCUUUACCAUGAAUUUCACCACUCUUUUGUUGAUCGCCCUGGUGAUCGUAUCGACCAUCAGUUGGUUCAUUCGUUACCGGUUCAUGAAUAUGUACAGUCGCCUGCCUCCGGAGCCGCAACGCAAAGAACCCCAUCUCGAUCUCUUCCCCGAUGUCCAGGAAGGAGAUUCCAAACCCGGCCUCGCCAAUUACCUAGACGAAUUCCUAAGUGCCAUCAAGGUCUUUGGCUACCUAGAGCGACCGGUGUUCCAUGAAUUGACUCGGACCAUGCAAACCAAAAAGUUAAUUGCUGGGGAAACGCUAAUGCUGGAGGAAGAGAAAGGUUUUUGUCUGGUGGUGGAUGGCUUGGUCCAAAUAUUCGUCAAGUCCAUGCGGGACAGGAAAUCAGGCGUAGACUGUGAUUCAAACCAUGUGGAGGCCGAGUCUUCAGAUGAGAGCGAUCAGGUGGAUGGAAAGCAAGGCUACCAGCUGCUUACGGAGGUGAAGAACGGCGCCUCGAUGUCAUCCUUGUUCUCCAUUCUGUCCUUGUUCACUGAGGAUAUUCAAGUGCGAGCCAGCGAAGGUUCGUCUUCUAGUGCAUCUAGCGUAGCCCCCAGUACUACUGCUCGGGUACCCGACUCGUUCCCGGCGAGUCCUCGCGGCUUAGACGACAGCCCUCGUUCUAAUAUCAUUAGAGAUAGCGGCUACUCCGUCGCCCAUAUAAACAACAGUAAUGGGGAGCUUCUACCAGCGGUGCCACCGCUGAACUUGGGAGAAAGCCAACCUAUUCCCCGCCAGGAAUCUCGCCCGGACCCGAGGGACCAGCCUGGUAAGAGGCGGCGAAAGUCGGUCCAUCCGGAUAUUGUGGCUCGAGCCAUGGUAGAUACGACCAUCGCCAUCAUUCCUGCCAGCGCUUUUCGCCGUCUGACGAGGGUCUAUCCGAAAGCGACCGCCCACAUUGUCCAGGUGAUUCUGACACGGCUCCAUAGAGUAACGUUUGCGACGGCACAUUCUUAUCUAGGUCUAAACAACGACGUCUUGGGUAUUGAAAAGCAGAUGAACAAGUUUACCACUCAAGAUCUGCCGAAUGAGAUGCGUGGGGCGGCUUUGGAUCGCCUCAAGGACAAGUUCAUCAAAGAGCGAGACCGUCUGGGCCCGGAAGAGAUCACCAAGGGCAUUGCGCUCCACAACCCAUCUGCGGGAAGACGACGCCGGUCCAGUAGCUUGCUGAGAAAGGAAGCAGUUCUUCAUGCAAAGAUGGCAACACAACCGAAGCGAGCGGCUGCCACCACUAGUCCAGAAAAUGUACCGGGUGACCGCGAGGCGCCAGGGCCGAGUCCCGGAGAUCUAUUGUCUACCAUUCAGCUCUCUCGGUUCGGUCCCAGAUACGAACACCUAGCUCCUAAGCUGCUCAGUCCUUUGUCCGACAAGGAGCGCUCCCCUUUCAUGGCUCCCGUUAUGCACAGCUCGCCUUUCCAUCGGAAGAAGGACUCGGUUGACGAAGACGCUUUAUUCAGGGAAUCCAUCCUGGAUUGCAUCAUGAAGGGUAUCGGCCUCUCUGGGAGUACUCGCGAUGUCUUGCGUAAGGGCAGCAAUACGUCAGGUGACAUAUCCCCAAAGCUUCUGUCCUAUGAUUCUCGGCGCCAAAAGGCUGUGUUUACCAACAAUGCCUUUGGGUUCAUUGACCCUUACGACGGAUCGGCGGAUGGCGAGACGGAAUCAAUGAUGUCAAUGUCCAUGACCAGCGCCGGCGGAACGUCGCCUAUCGUCAACCUACGAGAGGAACUUCGAAACGACAUCGAAAUUGUCUAUUUCCCCCAGAGUUCAGUUCUAGUAGAGCAAGGAGAACGCCAUCCAGGCCUGUACUACGUAAUCGAUGGAUUCUUGGACGUAGGUAUUCCUGUGUCCGACAAAGGGGAGGACGUCGUGGGCGGUUCGAGAUCAGCGUAUGGGCAGCCGCAUGAGCAAUUCUUUCCUACUCUGAAACGGACAACGACCGGCUCCUCUCGCGCUUCGGUUGCGACGAAUACCACGAACGACCCUAAGCGGAAGAAGCAGUCGCGGAAAUCACUCUACCUGAUCAAGCCCGGCGGAAUUCAAGGAUACGUAGGAUCCGUUGCAUCUUACAGAUCCUAUACAGACGUGGUUGCGAAGACAGAUGUGUAUGUCGGAUUCCUUCCCAUUUCAUCCUUGGAGAGAAUCGCAGAGCGGUACCCGAUUGCACUCUUGACGCUGGCAAAGCGACUGACAAGUCUUCUCCCUCGCUUGCUUCUUCACAUCGACUUCGCUCUUGAAUGGGUGCAGGUAAAUGCAGGCCAAGUCAUCUAUCAUCAGGGCGACGAGAGCGAUGCAAUCUAUCUUGUCCUGAAUGGACGUCUACGGUCUGUUCUCGAAGGUACAGAUGGCAAGAUUACGGUCGUUGGCGAAUAUGGCCAGGGAGAAAGUGUUGGAGAGUUGGAGGUCAUGACUGAGUCGACCCGCCCGGCAACUUUACACGCCAUCCGGGACACCGAACUGGCUAAAUUUCCCCGAUCCCUUUUCAACAGUCUUGCGCAAGAGCACCCGGGGAUUACUAUUCAGGUUUCGAAGCUUAUUGCCCAGCGAAUGCGAGACCUCGUGGAGCUUCCUCUUUCGGAGAAGGGAUGUGAGCAUGCGAACGCCGGCAGCGUCAAAACCGCCGCGUCCGUGGUAAAUCUUCGUACCGUUGGUAUACUCCCUGUAACUGCUGGGGUUCCCGUGGUAGAAUUUGGCCACCGCCUGCAGAACUCCCUGCACCAAAUCGGCGUGACGAACGGUGUUACUUCCCUCAACCAGGCGGCUAUCUUGAACCAUCUAGGACGGCACGCUUUUAGCAAGAUGGGGAAACUGAAGCUGUCCCAGUAUUUGGCCGACCUCGAGGAGAAGUACGGCAUGGUGCUCUACAUCGCAGACACCAACGUUAACUCCCCUUGGACACAGACAUGCAUCACGCAGGCCGACUGUAUUCUGCUCGUUGGCCUUGCCGAGUCAUCCCCCAACAUAGGUGAAUACGAGAGAUUUCUACUUGGCAUGAAAACAACAGCCAGGAAAGAACUGGUAUUGUUACAUGCCGAGAGGUAUUGUCCUCCUGGGUUAACACGCCGCUGGCUGAAGAACCGGAUGUGGAUCAACGGCGGUCACCAUCAUAUCCAGAUGGGUUUCCGGCUGACCCCUGAACCCUCACACCCUCAAGCGAAACGGCUUGGGGCCGUUCUGAAGCAAAGGGUCCAAGUCAUUCAGGCAGAAAUUCAGAAGUACACCUCGCGGCGGAUUCAUCAGACGCCACUCUACUCGGCACAAACUCCGUUCAAAGGCGACUUCCAUCGUUUGGCCCGCCGACUCUGUGGCAGGUCUGUUGGUCUCGUCCUUGGUGGCGGAGGAGCUAGAGGUAUCGCCCAGGUGGGCGUCAUCAAGGCACUUGAAGAGGCUGGAAUCCCCAUCGACAUCAUUGGCGGUACAUCCAUCGGUGCAUUCAUUGGGGCAUUAUAUUCACGUGAUGCGGAUGUGGUUCCCAUGUAUGGUCGGGCAAAGAAGUUCGCCGGCCGCAUGGCUAGUAGAUGGCGAUUUAUGCUUGAUCUUACUUAUCCUACCGUCUCUUACACCACUGGUCACGAAUUCAACCGCGGAAUCUUCAAGACUUUUGGAGAUAGCCAAAUCGAGGACUUCUGGUUAGAGUACUACUGCAACACUACCAACAUCAGCAAAUCACGGCCUGAAUACCACUCAUCGGGUUAUACCUGGCGCUACGUGCGCGCGUCGAUGUCAUUGGCCGGCCUUAUUCCCCCCAUUUGCGACGAAGGCAGCAUGCUACUCGACGGCGGGUACAUCGACAACCUUACGGUGGCCCAUAUGAAGGGGCUUGGGGCCGACGUGAUUUUCGCCGUCGAUGUAGGCUCCAUCGACGACAACACACCUCAAGGGUACGGCGAUUCGCUGUCCGGACUCUGGGCCGUGGUCAACCGUUGGAACCCGUUCUCCGCAAUGCCGAACCCUCCCACGCUGUCCGAAAUCCAAGCACGACUGGCGUACGUGUCAUCUAUAGACAAUCUAGAACGGGCCAAGAACACCCCUGGAUGUUUGUACAUGCGUCCCCCCAUCGACCACUACGCAACCCUCGACUUCGGCAAGUUCGACGAGAUCUACCAGGUGGGAUACGCGUAUGGCAAGCAGUACCUGGACAAGCUCCGAAGGGAAGGGUCCCUACCAUUGCCAGAGGAAAGUGAAGAGAAAAAGAAGCUCCAACGUACCUUGGCGCCUCGGCGAGCGAGCAUCUAAGCCCUUCUACAGUGCCAAUUCCACUACAAGAAUGACGCACCUUGAAACAGCGAAUGGAGUUUUCAGGAUAAUAUUUCCGGCUAAAACAUUCUUUGUUAUUGGAUCCAUAAAUCUCUUGUAUCUAGAAUACGCGCCUCGCAUUAUACCAACAGCGUUCAUAUUGCAUAGCAGAUAGGCUUAUGCCAAAAGUAUACAGUCCAUGUCCAUAGAGAGUCAAAUCCACUGUACAUACAUACAUUAUAGCGGCAUUAAGCUCCUUUCCAUUGUUCCUAUAACCCAGUAUGGAAUGUCUCAACACUUUACCUAGAACAGAUCAUAGUGACAUCACCUCGGAUAUCGAAAUCGCGGUGGCUUAAGAAAAGAUCAGAGUUCGGCCGAUCUAUGACAGCAGUAUGCCCGAAGACCUUCAUUUUGGAUCACAGGUC
Aspergillus alliaceus is the source of this 5541-nucleotide messenger RNA. RefSeq names its product lysophospholipase (gene nte1). NCBI's taxonomy places the organism in Eukaryota, Fungi, Ascomycota, Eurotiomycetes, Eurotiales, Aspergillaceae. Gene Ontology annotation, molecular function: phosphatidylcholine lysophospholipase A1 activity. Gene Ontology annotation, cellular component: endoplasmic reticulum. Gene Ontology annotation, biological process: lipid metabolic process. The transcript has 2 exons. The coding region runs from base 506 to 5116 and encodes 1536 amino acids. The record is from RefSeq and is a predicted model, not a curated record.